CGCCGGCGCCGCUCUAGGCACGACCUCCUCUCGGUGCCUGGCUGCAGCCGCGGGCGUUUCGGAUGCGGGGCGCUGGGAGCCGCUCCGAGUGUUACCUCGUUUCGAGGCCUGCGCGAUGGAGGCCGGGUGCUGGGUGCUCGGCGGCGAAUUUGAGGACUCGGUGUUCGAGCAGAGGCCGGAGCGGCGGCCCGAGCCGCCCGCGCCCUACGGCGCCAAGCUGUGCGAGCCACAGUGGUUUUAUGGAGAGACAGAAAGUAGUGAGGAUACUGAAGUUCUCACUCUCAAGAAAUUCAGAGGGGACCUGGCCUACCGACGACAGGAAUACGAGAAAGCCCUGUGGGAGUACUCCAGGAUCGCCGAACAGCUGCCGUCUACCAAUGUUGCCAUGAAAAGGGACGUCCAAGAAGGCCAGGCCCGGUGUCUGGCUCACCUGGGGAGACACGAGGAGGCACUGGAGAUUGCAGCAGACUUGGAAAAUAAAGCAACCAACACAGACCAUCUAACCACAGUGCUCUACCUCUACUUGGCUAUUUUUUCAAGUUUUCAGAGCUUGGAGAAGACAAUUCUGUGCUUGCAAAAACUGAUUUCCCUUCAUCCUCUGAACCCUUGGAGCUGGUGGAAAUUGGCAGAGGCAUACCUGAGUCCAGGGCCAGACCUACCGGCAUUGUGUACAUCAUCUCGGGGACAGACGAGUGUCACCUCAAGUAACCAAGUUAUCAGUUCCUCAGAUGUGCACUCUGGAACAAGCCACCUUUUGUAUUUCCCAGCAACCUUGCCUGAGAGUGCAGUGCUUUCUCCGGAGGCAAGUGGUUGUAACAUCCAGAAGGCUGAGAAGGCUCCAAAGAAGAUGCAGAACUGUCUGGCAGAAUGGAGAGAAGCCGCAGGGCCGGAGGCUCGGAUGAAGGCUUGUGCCUCUCUGGUUCGCGCCAGGCUUUUGCUUCAGCUCACCCAGUCUCAGCAGACCUCAUUUGCUUUGGAGAGGAACUUGAGGACUCAGCAGGAAGUUGCAGAGAGAGUGAAGGAGCUCAGCUUCCCUGAAGGUGCUGUGCUGUUGAUGGAAGAGGCUAUGGGGGAAGACAUUGUCCCCGAGAAAGUCCAAGAUGAAGUGCAUUCAGAGGUGAAGUGUGUUGGCCCGGCAGCCCUGACUGCCUUGGUGAUCGCAUCCUCCCAAGAAUUUGAAGACAGGUGGUUCAGAAAGAUCAAAGACCGUUUCCGUUCCUUGGAAAAUCAGUUCCACGUGGAGAUACAGAUCACAACUUAGGAAAGCAUGUCGAGACUCAAAUAUCUUGAGCUGUGUUAUCCUUGUUUACUUUAGGCAAGGUCUGUGUAAUCAUGGAAAACUGAAAUAAAGAGGGUUCCUUAUACUGUUUAUAAAACCUUCUCUCCCAGGUAAUUUCAUCUGUUUUCAGUUUUGUUAUUUAUUUUUGUGUUUUUGAGGCCCUCACGUACUGUCUUGUAGGUCUCUGCCAACUUAGCAGGUAGCUCUGGGGAAAACGAUAAAGGGCUGAGCUAGCUUUUGUGAGGGUUGAUUGUGACUGAUGGUUGCAGACAUUUCUGUCCAUCACAGUCAGGACAAGGCUCAGUCACAGUGGCCAGGAAGCAGAGGGAGACAGAGAAGGGACUAGAACAAUACAGCCCUCAAGGACACGCCCACAGGGACCUAUGUCCCCCAGCUAAGACCCACCACCUAAAGUUUCUACUGCCUCCUUGUGUUGACCUCAACAAUGACUGUGAGGAUAGUUCAUAUUCAAGCCCUAGCAAAAGGCUCUUGAGUGUUUCGAGUCCAUUACUAUAUUGCAGGAAUCUAUAGCUCAGGUGCCUCCAUUAGAAAUGGCCAAGAAUACUGAACCGUGAGAAUAAACAGGGUGUGUCAGGAGCUACAAAGGGUCAGGUUUUAUCCUACUUGCUAGCUUCCUGGAUGCUGCCAGAAACAGGAUUCCUGAGUCAGAGACCAGAUUCCAUCACUCAGGGCCAGCAAGCAGGAUGAACCUGGGUAUAGUUACGUCAGCUCCUUUUGCCUCCAGGUCCUAAGGAGGCUGGCUGUACACGUGGGCACACAAGAAUGCUUCCUGUCACACUGUGAAUGUGCCUUACUGUAAUUCACA
Onychomys torridus (southern grasshopper mouse) is the source of this 2105-nucleotide messenger RNA. RefSeq lists its product as uncharacterized. The record is from RefSeq and is a predicted model, not a curated record. Gene Ontology annotation, molecular function: protein binding. The coding region runs from base 116 to 1261 and encodes 381 amino acids. The transcript is spliced from 6 exons. Lineage: Eukaryota; Metazoa; Chordata; Mammalia; Rodentia; Cricetidae.